AUGACGCGCACUACUACCCUUGAGGAGGUCAAAUUUGAGAUCCCCACGUGGGACAACAAUAAUCAUAUUGAAGUCGCCGAUGGCAGUGGUCGAUCGGAGUCCAAUGCAAGCGGUGACACAAUUCGUCCAAAGGGUCGCAUUCGACGAUCCAUGACGGCUUGCAAUACUUGCCGCAAGCUCAAAACCAGAUGUGAUUUGGAUCCUCGGGGUCAUGCUUGCCGUCGUUGUCUCUCGCUCAGGAUAGAAUGCAAGCUACCCGAUACAGCCGAACGCUUCCAAGACAACGCCUCCAUGUGGUCUGAUGCCACAGCAGCUAUUCCGUCCAUCGAGGAGCGUCUGAAUUCCCUCGAACGCAGCAUGACAGAAAUGACCAGCAUGAUGCGGCAAAUGGUGGAUCGAUCGCCCAGUAUUUCUGGCAGCUCUGUCUCAUUAUUAACAAGGAGCGGGCUCACUGAAGAGACUGCUUCGGUCGAAGGAAGCCAGCCUUCCUUCAUCGCUCCACGACCAAUCCGUCUGAUCCAGGAACUCCAGUCCGAUUUCCUUGGAGAGCCUAAUGUCCUCCCUGCUGAGUCGAGGUCACUGAGUGAAUCUUUCAGCAAUGGUGUUUUAGAUCCGAAGUUGUCUUUGAAACUGAUUCAGCUAUUCGUUGAGCAUUUCGGUUCUUGGGUCUCCAUCGAUAGCCCGUCAGACAUUCAUAACGAUUUACGACCGACAGAUCCGCUACUGUACCGUACGGCCUGUCUGUUAGCCUCCCGCUACGUUCCUGGGAUACCUUCGUCGGUAAUACAGGCUGAAUACCUUCAAAUCCGGCAUGCAGCAGUCAAUAUUCUCUGGAAUUCCCAACCCAUGAAAUACGAGACAUUGCAAGCACUUACUCUUCUCUCUCUAUGGCCAACAACCAUUCAAAAGGAGGCACCCAUGGACAGCUGGUUGUUGAGCGGGAUCUCAAUCAACCAUGCCAUCAUCUCCUUUGACUUCCUCAACCACGCUCCUGCUGAGCUGAUUGUUGAUAAUGAUAUGGUCGCCAAGCUACGACUAUGGAACGCUUUAUGUUUGACGCAGUUGCAAUUUGCCAUUGGAAACGCCCGCCCCUUCCAUAUACAGCAGAGGUACCUUGAGCACUGCCCGCGACUUCUUGAACACCCCGCCGCGACGUUUGACGAUGGGAAAAUGGUCGCAGAAAUUCAAUUAUACUUGGUUACAUCAAAGCUGCAAAACGACCCCCAUCGCAUGCGGUCGGCAGAAAUCGAAUACGAGGAGAUCGAACGGUGGAAGAUGGAGUGGGCACAUCUACUCACCGGCGAACAACACUCUACUCUUGAGCUGAAUCUCUGGUACUGCCAACUGCUGCUCUAUCGAACUGCGAUGAAAUGUCAAUGGGAGUCGGAACCUCUUGUUUCAGAAGUACUCCGGAAUGCACGCCUCAUCAUUUCCAAAUUUCUGCUCGUUCGGUUCUCUACCGCUCUGGGCUUCGUUGACCAGACGUACUACAUCGUGGGCUACGCAGCCCUGAACCUCUGCGAUUUCAACCCCAUGGAUCCGCUCAUUGAUCAGGUCCAAACAUUUCUGCUCCAUCUUUCACCGAACGAAGAUCAUAUCGCAUAUCGGUUCUCAUAUACUAUCUCGGAACUCAAGCGGCGGUGCACUGCGUGCCCCAACCCCAAUAGCGCAGUGAAGGGCGCCUUUGGGGAUGCGCGGAAACUGAAUCUGGGCCAGUUACACUUCAUGCCUCAGGUUCUGGACACCAUGAUGGGCGACUAUAGCGCCCUGGAGCAGCUCAUGCCCGAGGUGUCCCCUCACUCCUUGCCCGACAUGCUCAACAAUGUGACAGGCGAAUUACAAGCGGGCUAUCGGACAGCGAUACUUUGA
Molecule: messenger RNA, 1869 nt
Organism: Aspergillus clavatus NRRL 1
Lineage: Eukaryota; Fungi; Ascomycota; Eurotiomycetes; Eurotiales; Aspergillaceae
Product: C6 zinc finger domain protein
Exons: 5
Coding region: 1-1869 (622 amino acids)
Biological process (GO): regulation of DNA-templated transcription
Cellular component (GO): nucleus
Molecular function (GO): transcription cis-regulatory region binding; DNA-binding transcription factor activity, RNA polymerase II-specific; zinc ion binding
Source: RefSeq, a predicted model, not a curated record